UUUCAUGUGCGAGGCCCUUAACAAUGCGCGAAGGAAACAUGGCGACCUACACGGUUGAAAAGAGAUGUUUCGGAAUAAUUUCAAAUAUUAUAAAAGCCGGAAUUCCGUACCAGAUUUCAGCGACGUGAUCGAUUUUGAGAAUCCAAAUCGCUUUGAAGUUAAAAAGAUUGAGGCACGUGUAACUGGCGAACAGACUGAAGACAGUUUCGGUUUCGGCCUCAAAUCAGUGAGAAAAUGGAACAUUUACGAGAUAUUGGAUAUUCCCGGGCUCAUCUUUAUUCAGAAUCCAUUUACAUCCAAUGGCCAACGAUACUGGAUCACUAAGUGUCUGAAAGAUUACUCUAAGGAACCAUAUAAGAUAAACAUAGACACCCAUAACUUUUUAAAUAAUGAAACGUGGUGGGACAUGUGUUUUCAAACGGAGAAGACUAAAACUCUCCUACCAAAGCUGCGAUGGGCGACAUUGGGCUAUCAUCAUAAUUGGGACACAAAAUUAUAUUCGGAAAGCUCAAAAUGCGACAUGCCAACGGAAUUAUCUGGCUUAACAUCCGUUUUGGCGAGGACAUUAGGUUUCUCAGAUUUUAAAGCGGAGGCUGCGAUUGUGAAUUAUUAUCGGAUGGACUCGACUUUGUCGGGGCACACGGAUCAUUCGGAGACGAAUGUUACAGCACCGCUCUUCUCCAUAAGUUUUGGACAGACAGCGGUAUUUCUGAUUGGUGGUCUUAAACUGGAAGAUCCGGCUAACGCUAUCUUUUUGCGGAGUGGAGACGUAGUGAUAAUGUCGGAAAGCUCCCGUUUGAGGUAUCACGGGGUACCGCGGAUUUUGCCGGCGUUAAAAGCACCCUGGGACAACAAUUGCGAAGACAAUCGCGAAAAUCCCAUGUGCAGUUUGGACGAUUGGCACAAAGCGCGAACUUAUAUUGCCGAAGCUAGAAUUAAUAUGAAUGGACCGCAUUUUUAAAUGUGCGGACUUUCAUACGUCUUUAAAAUGCGCGCCAUUGGGAACGUGACUACCUAGAUUUCCGGUCUCUCACGUCAGCUGAUCAAUCCCAUUCCUGUCUGCUGAUGCA
Molecule: messenger RNA, 1070 nt
Organism: Solenopsis invicta (red fire ant)
Lineage: Eukaryota; Metazoa; Arthropoda; Insecta; Hymenoptera; Formicidae
Gene: AlkB
Product: nucleic acid dioxygenase ALKBH1
Exons: 5
Coding region: 65-961 (298 amino acids)
Biological process (GO): oxidative RNA demethylation
Cellular component (GO): nucleus; cytoplasm
Molecular function (GO): broad specificity oxidative DNA demethylase activity; ferrous iron binding; oxidative RNA demethylase activity
Source: RefSeq, a predicted model, not a curated record